GUGGCAGGUCAUGGCACGUUACACCAUUUCAGCAGCAGCCCUGGGCUGUUUAGGCAAAUGAGAGUGUGUGGCUGGCAGAGGCAGGGCAUUUACCCUCUCUCCCCCUCUCUUUACUGCUUCUUAUUCAAAUUUGGGUCAGGGGUGAGGAUUUCUCACGUCACACAAGCUUGCAGGCAAGAUGGCGCUCGGAAAGCUGUGAGAUGUGAAAACAGAAUGACUGUUUGAAGAGCUUCUGUCGAUGCUUUAAGGUUUCAUAGGUGAAGAAAAAGUUGGAGGAAAUGGAAUUGCCAAAUCAUGCCAAACAAUUGCUGCUGCAGCUAAACCAACAAAGAGCCAAAGGUUAUCUCUGUGAUGUGAUUAUAGUAGUAGAAAAUGCCCUUUUUCGGGCACACAAGAACAUUCUGGCAGCCAGCAGUAUCUAUUUCAAAUCCCUUAUCCUUCAUGACAACUUGAUUAACCUCGAUACAGACAUGGUCAACCCGUCGGUUUUCCGGCAGGUUCUAGACUUCAUUUACACUGGCAAGCUUUUGUCAUCUGAUCAGUUCAGUGACCAAAAUUUCAAUGCCCUUCUAACGGCAGCAAGCUACCUCCAACUUCAUGACUUAGCUGCUCUCUGCAGGAAGAAGCUCAAGCGUAAUGGGAGAUCCCUUCUUAAUAAACCCACCACGCCUACCAAUGGAAGAACUUCUAGGAACCAAAGGCUAUCCUCUACACCUGUAAUUCCAAACCAAAUGUCAGGGUUAAAAGACAGUGAGAAGACAAAGAGGCAUGAGGAGCUACUCAAAGAUGACUUGUCUGAGGACGAGAUGUUUGCAAGAAAUGCCCACGGUGCCACCUCUGUGAAUUCGCUCAGUCCCUCAACGAGUAAGAACGGAAGCAACGGCAGUUGUGGCAUGCAGGAACUUGGCCUAGACCUUUCCAAGAAAAGCCCCUCAGGGAGCACAGCCACUGAAGAAGUCAGUCCCAGCAGCAUCCCACAAGAAUCACCUCAGUCUGCCUCAGAAUCCACAGCCAACAGUGCCUCAUUUGAUGAGAACACCAACACGCCAAACCUCACCGCUGGAGAGCCCAUGGAGCUGGGUGGAGGAGAAUGUGAAGAAAGCCAACCACCUCCAGAAGUUGACCUGCAUAAAAGCUCCCGGCAGGUUACCCGGCAGAGGCGGCAACCCAAAAGUGAAGGCAAAAAGGUUGAAGAUACAAAACUUAAAACUUUACCCAACGGAGUCACCAAAAGAUUGAAAGUGUCUGGGGAGAGGCUCCCUGGUGGAGGUAAUGGCAACUCCAAAGCAUCCUACCAGUGUAAAGAGGAAGAUUUAGAGAAUGGACAGGAGCAAAGUGAAGAGAGCGGACAGAGCGAGAGCGAAGGUGGCCGGAAUAGCGCCAAUUACGUCUACCGCCAGGAAGGCUUUGAGCCUGCACUCGGUGACAACCUUUACGUUUGCAUUCCCUGUGGUAAAGGCUUCCCGAGCUCUGAGGAGCUGAACGCCCAUGUGGAGACCCACACAGAGGAAGAGUUGUACAUUAAAGAGGAGGAUGAUGAUUCCUAUCCAAAGGAAGAUGAAGUAGAAGCAGAAGACUUGUCUUCGCAAAUAACCCAUAUCCACGGCACAGAGUCACGUCGCUUUAGCUGCUCGGUCUGCAACAAGAGCUACAAAGAUCCAGCCACUCUUCGUCAACAUGAAAAGACCCACUGGCUCACCCGUCCCUUCCCCUGCAACAUCUGCGGCAAGAUGUUCACCCAACGUGGCACCAUGACGCGCCACAUGCGUAGCCACCUGGGGCUGAAGCCCUUUGCCUGUGAGGAGUGCGGCAUGCGCUUUACCCGCCAGUACCGGCUCACGGAGCACAUGCGGGUUCACUCAGGUGAGAAGCCGUACGAAUGUCAGCUAUGUGGGGGGAAAUUUACUCAGCAGCGUAACCUCAUUAGCCACCUACGAAUGCAUACCUCUCCGUCAUAAGCCAAAGACACCUUGAACAGAAGACCCUCAGCAAAAAGAGUCAAUGCACACCUCUUCCUUUUGAAGUACACUGCAAGGAGCCGAAAACCCAAAGCAGGAUUCUCUUCUGCUGUAAAUUACAGGAGGAGCCUUUCAAACAAUGAGCCCCAACAAUGGAAAGAAUAAACCAACCGGUAUGAGUUUAUGGGCUUAUGAUUUUUUUUUUCUUUUUGAAUAUUGCUGUGAAUGUAAAAAUUGGGUACUAAUGUUGCUGUAUGAUUUCUUGGGAUAUUGUGACCACUCUCAACCACUGCUUUUGCUUUUACGAUAUAUCUGGAGUCCAUGUUGGCUGCCUGAUUGUUUUUCUUGGUAUCCCAGAAAUAUUCCUUCUUUCCAGUCUUGGUCCUUGUUAAAGUAUCACUCUCGAGAGUUCUGGUGGUAUAGUCCAUGUAAAACUCUCAGCAAGGUUUGGGCUUGUAAUGACCAGGUUAUUCUAUAUAGAAAGGUUAAAUUCUUUGAAGUGUCUCCUAAGGGUCUCAAAGAUAGUGUUGUCAGACAUGCAAGAUGGCUUGUCUGUCAUCAUUUAUGUGGUGUUUCAUAAAAGCUUUGUGCAUCGAACCAAACAUAUCCCAGUAUACCUACUCUGCACAUCACAUCCAUUGGCUUUAUUCUAGGUGUAGCUGGAAUACAGGGUCGUUGAUAAGUUUUGUACUGUGGUUGAUUCAGUUAUCAGAUUUAGCAUGGAAAUACCAUAAUGUACCCUGCUCAUACAUCUGGAUGCAAGCCAAUGGCAAAGUGGUGACGAGAGGCCAUGGGUGUCCUUUGUUGUUUACUCGUAUUAGCAUAUAGGGGUUUACUCUCAAAGAAAAGCCAAACUUAAAGGUACUUGUUUUUAGUUUUCUUUAGAUAACUUAUUGAUAUGCCUCUGUGAUUGUUUUAACUGGAAAUUCUUUCCUUUAUUUCUUUUGGGAUCAGAGAGGGUUGGGUUGGUUUGGGUGAUGGGUUGGGCAGGGUUCAUUUUAGUGAUGUUGAACUUCAUAAAUUCUGUCGGUACUGUUGUUUUUCACUUCUUUUUUUUAAAUUACAUUUUUUCCCUUCACUGAACAAGGCGAGUCCGUAUGGACUUGUCUCAUUGCUACCUCUUAAUUAAGAACAAUACAUUCAUUGGAACUAUGGAGGUCUCUGAAUAUAGAUGUAUAAAGUUCACUGAGGCUUUCAAAGUAGUUGUCACCUGCCCAUCAACAAAGGUUUUUCUUUUUUUAAAGCAUUAAUGUAGAGAAUAGCUUCUUUGGGCGCAUGUAUUUAAGGUAUUGAGAGUUUUAUGUCAGAGAAAUCCAAAGAUAAAUUUAAUAUUGGGGAGAAUGGCUUACCAACAAAUGUUUCCUGUAGAAUAUCCCUACCAAAGGUUUUAGAUUGCAUUGCAGGAGGUAAGGAUGUACUUUUGUCUUUUAGUUCUUCAUGAAGAGCAAUGUAGUGGGAUGUUAGUUUGUACUUGACAUUUUACUAAAAACCAAUGAACUUCUGUCUUCUGGUGGAUGGUGGGCCGCUGGCUUUCCGUUUUUUUAAGUUUACAGUUAGUUUCUCAAGAGUGUCUUUUGGUUUCUUACUUUGUCUGCAGAGAGACUUUGAAGAACUUCAAAAGGACUAAUUUGUUUUAGUUCAGAGCAAGAAAAAAAAAACGUGCGAGAGCAUUACGAGUGUUGUAGGUUUUUGUUACAUGUCGACCAUACUUGGAAAGCUUACUGAGUGAGGAGGAAUUGAUGCACUGGAUUGCUUAUUAGUCAUCAGCCCCAAAUAAAACCUUGUUCUAAAACGAUGCUAAGUUAUGUGGCGUCGCGUAAAAACCAUUAUCAUUUAUUCAUUCGAGGUAUAGGUAUUAUGUAAAGUGUGCAUGUUAAAAAUAAUUUAUGGUUAUUCAAAAUGCUGGUAACUGUCGAGUGAAUGUUACAUGGUCAGUGUUGGGUAAACGCUGAUGGAUGUAUAGUCCAGUGCUGAAUUCUUCGCUGCCAUCUUCAUUUCUUAACUCUGUUACAGAUAAAAAAAUUUGCCAAUCCCAGUGUAUCACAUUCCAUGAAUAAUUCUUAGCCAUCUUAAUGUAAAAGUCUUAAUGGCAUUCCUUUUUUUUUGGUUCUUUCUCCAAAAGCUUGUUUGUGCUUGCUAACGAUGAACUGUGGGGUGCCGCUAUAGUCGUGUUAACGGAGCAAUGUUUACAGCCAUCUUUUUCCUGGAAUCCUUUUGGUCUUUAAUUGAGCUUAUUCAAGUUUAAUUUUCAAGUGUCUCCAUUAGUUAUUCAAAUUCAAUACAUUGGAGACAUUUAUAAUUUCU
This is a messenger RNA of Rhinichthys klamathensis goyatoka, 4262 nucleotides long. RefSeq names its product hypermethylated in cancer 2 (gene hic2). The transcript has 2 exons. Gene Ontology annotation, cellular component: nucleus. The record is from RefSeq and is a predicted model, not a curated record. The coding region runs from base 279 to 1958 and encodes 559 amino acids. Gene Ontology annotation, molecular function: DNA-binding transcription factor activity, RNA polymerase II-specific; RNA polymerase II cis-regulatory region sequence-specific DNA binding; protein binding. Gene Ontology annotation, biological process: regulation of transcription by RNA polymerase II. NCBI's taxonomy places the organism in Eukaryota, Metazoa, Chordata, Actinopteri, Cypriniformes, Leuciscidae.